AUGGGCAUAGAAAGAGCCAUCGAAGUGCUGCAGGAAACGGACUCCCCUGCAGACAUUCGGCGAUUUGUGGAGAAUAAGCUGGGGGCGGUGAUAGACUAUAUUUUUCUUAUUUCCAGCACGAGCAGCCAGAAAACGUCCAGGCUCAACACACUGGACUUUAUUAAGGGGUCGAUAUUCCAGAAGUCCAUAGCGCCAAAGCUGUGCACGGAGAAGUACAUUUUCGGCCUGCGCAGCAUCCGCAAAAAUGCGCACUCCAAGAAGGUCUCGGACGGAAUUGUCUCUCUUUGCUACGAAAUAUACGCGGACGGGAUGAAGAUUCUGCUGGAGUGCAUGCCCGAAAAAACCUUGGAGAUCAUCGCAGGGCAUCCCAGCAUGUGCUACAUCGAGCAACUUUUGAAGAGCUCAGAGUACAGCCCGAUCAUUGAGAUGUUUCCGUGCUUUUUCUCGCUUGGGGAGAGCAACUUCUGCAGGUGGAUUCGGCUCUUGGUGGCGAAGGAUGCGAUUUCCAUGCUGCUCCGGUCUCUGGAGAAGCUCACCCGGGCGCAAAAAGGGGCACACAAUUUGGCGAAGUUUCUGUACUUGUUCGUCUCGUUCACCGGGAACGUCUUCAAAGACUCUGCGCACAUGGAGGCAACGGGGUACCACUACACGCACUUCUACAGCCAAAUAGAGGAAAGGGCAGAGCCUCUUCUGAGCUGCAUAUUUUCCGGGUCCGACUCCAUCAACAGGCUCGCGUGCCUGGAGGUUGUCCGGGAAAUGAUCCGGACCGUUGAGUAUUUGCCCAGCGGAAAGCACACGCUGCGGUUCCUGCACGUGUACUUGGAGGGCUCGAGCGUGCUCAAAAGCCUUGAAAGCAGCGACCACACGGCGCCUGCCACUGUCUGCAUACUGUACCUGAUAAACACGGUUUCCCGAACGGUCCGAUACAAGCACGCGGACAUGCUUGAAUUCCUGAAGAAGACGCGAUUCCUCCACCACGUUGCCGUUUACCUCCACGGGACAUCGACGCACAGCAUAACCAACGAGGUUUGCCUCCUCCUCAAUGAGCUUGUGUACGUGGACAAGGCUUUCUACAUCGACCUGAUCGUGGAGUUCAGCCGGUCAGUGAAGGAUCACACUUUCAAGAAGGUUGUGCAAACAUACGCAGUCUCCCAGCAGAGACACAAUCCGCACGUCUCCGUGAUCGACUGCAUUACGCCGGUUGUAUACAUUCUUUACAAGCUGUAUCACAUGUGCAUGUACGAGUGCACAAAAAGAAGCAAAGAGGCCCGGCAGCAGUCGACGCGGUUUGUUGUCGUUGACGAGACCAAGGAAAUGUACAAGCUACUGCAGGCUCUCGAGUUUCUGCAGGACGAGCAGGCGUACUGGUACAUCACCACGCGAAUUUUCGAGCACGAAAAGCGAAUAUCCUUGGAGUACGGCAGGUCUCUUCCGGACAGGCACCCGAAUGCCGAGCAAUUUGCUCGGUACUUCUGCGACUACACUGCAUCUGUGCUUCCUGCGUAUCCCCCGUGGUUACUCCAGUAG
Molecule: messenger RNA, 1527 nt
Organism: Nematocida major
Lineage: Eukaryota; Fungi; Microsporidia
Exons: 1
Coding region: 1-1527 (508 amino acids)
Source: RefSeq, a predicted model, not a curated record